AUGUCGGAUGUGCCAGAACCAGCAGUUUCUGCCGAACUUAAGGCUUGGCUAUUCAAUGCCAUUACUGAAUCUAUACCCAAAGCUCUAGCGGCUUUCCGCAAGCAAACAAUCCCAGCCCCUACGGCGACCAUUACCCAACUCUCAGACUCCGAGGAUUCUCAUGCUUCAGAGCUUGAAGAAGCCCCUCGCAAACGCCCUUGGAAGGGCGAUAGCGCCACCGCCGGUAAAGGCAAAGCGCCUGCUAAACAUCCUAAAGUGCCCUAUUCUAAACCAAAGCAAACCACCUCCUAA
Messenger RNA from Pelobates cultripes (western spadefoot toad), 291 nucleotides. The record is from the annotation of a GenBank genome assembly. NCBI's taxonomy places the organism in Eukaryota, Metazoa, Chordata, Amphibia, Anura, Pelobatidae.